Polyodon spathula (Mississippi paddlefish) is the source of this 984-nucleotide messenger RNA. Its product is annotated as NADH dehydrogenase [ubiquinone] iron-sulfur protein 3, mitochondrial-like. The transcript is spliced from 7 exons. Bases 105 to 863 code for a protein of 252 amino acids. Gene Ontology annotation, molecular function: NADH dehydrogenase (ubiquinone) activity. NCBI's taxonomy places the organism in Eukaryota, Metazoa, Chordata, Actinopteri, Acipenseriformes, Polyodontidae. The record is from RefSeq and is a predicted model, not a curated record.
CCAUGGUUGCAGUUUUCAUUGUCUUUGUUUGUGUCUGUAUGGGUUUAAUUUCCUAUCUGCAUAGGUUUCUAUGACAUCACCGAGGACAAUGAGUUCCGGCAAAGAUGUCGGCUUCCUUGUGUCGGUUUGUCCGCAGAGUAUUCGGCAGGAAUUUCAGUUUUGUCAGUCGCAGUCCUGCUCAGGUCCAGGCCAGGUUUGACAGCACAACCACAGAGACCAGACCCACUGUCAGGCCCAAGGAUGAAGUGACCCAUAACCAGCUGUCAGCGUUUGGAGAAUAUAUCUCAGAGAUCCUACCCAGAUAUGUCCAGCAAGUGCAGGUGACCUGUUUUAAUGAGCUGGAAGUUAUGAUCCACCCUGAUGGGGUGGUUCCAGUUCUCCAGUUCCUGAGAGAUCACACCAAUGCGCAGUUUAAAAACUUGACUGACCAGACAGCGGUGGAUGUUCCCUCUCGCCAGAACAGGUUUGAGCUCGUAUACAAUCUCCUGUCUCUGCGCUUUAACUCCAGAAUUCGCAUUAAGACCUACACUGAUGAGCUGACUCCUGUGGACUCUAUAGUCCCGGUCCACCUGGCAGCCAACUGGUACGAGAGAGAGAUUUGGGACAUGUACGGUGUUUUCUUUGCGAACCACCCUGACCUGAGAAGGAUUCUUACAGACUACGGUUUUGAGGGUCAUCCAUUUAGAAAGGACUUCCCUCUCUCUGGAUAUGUGGAAGUGCGCUACGAUGAUGAAGUGAAGCGUGUGGUGGCUGAGCCUGUCGAGCUAUCCCAGGAGUUCCGGAAAUUCGACUUGAACAGUCCGUGGGAGGUGUUCCCUGCGCACCGUGAGUCCAAGGACACUCCAAAACUAGAACAAACCUGAGCGCAAACCGGAAUACCCGGAACACCUCCUUGUGUCUGCAGAACCUCAGAGAGAUCUGUGUGCUCCUCCCUGUUUCUCUGUCUUUACGUAUGUAAAUAAACCCAAUUGUGAGAUACCUUCA